Aspergillus steynii IBT 23096 is the source of this 531-nucleotide messenger RNA. RefSeq lists its product as uncharacterized. The transcript is spliced from 4 exons. NCBI's taxonomy places the organism in Eukaryota, Fungi, Ascomycota, Eurotiomycetes, Eurotiales, Aspergillaceae. The coding region runs from base 1 to 531 and encodes 176 amino acids. The record is from RefSeq and is a predicted model, not a curated record.
AUGUCCGCCGAACUCACGAAGGUCGACUCUGCCGUUGCUGGCUUGUCGAUAUCUCCCAAAGACGAGAAGGCCCCGGACAAGGAGGCCAAGAAGUCUCACAAGCGCAACUCGUCAGUGUCGGAAGGUGUCUGGAACAUCAAAGAUCUAGAGGCACAGAAAAUUGAAUUGACGCUGCCGAUCGAGACGCAGAAGACAGGAUGGAAACUCAACACCUCACCGGCCACAAUCGAGGAUAGAGAUAUUCUCAAACUCCAGCUCAUCAAUCCACCGGUCAAGAAGAUUGACCUGCACUUCCCGCUGGGACUGGAAGUGACUGCUCGGAACAUCAAGGGAGUCACGAUCAAAGAUGCGCUGGACGCAAUCUACAAGCAAUUCAAGAAGAAGGCCGACGACGAGCUUGAAGAGCCCUACCUUGCUGGGUUUGAGUGGGACAAGGACGAGUGCUGGACACGUCUGAUCGUUCACCAGACCAAGCGAGGUCCUCCCCAACAGCCCAGCAAGAAGUCGAAGAAGAAGAAGGAAGAGGCAUAG